UUAAUUACUAAACAAAAAAGAAGCGAAAAAUACUGGAAAAUACAUCAAUCAAUCUAUUUACUAAUCAUAAAAUUAUUAAUAAACAAUACCAUGGAAACUUAGAACUUUGGUUUAACUUAAUAUGCAUCAUAUUUGAAUGGAAUCAGUCAUCUUACUAGUUCCUAUAAUUGUCAAUCACCAAAAGGCGAAAAUGUUGCAAAACUCUCUGAAAAUAACCCAUUUUUUAAUGAUCCUCUUAUCAAUUCUCUUUUGAGUAAAUAUAAUCAUGUCUCUUAGUAAGGUGACAGCAGCAUUAGAAACCCAGAAAUUUCAUCAAUAUCUACUUAGUUGUCUCCAAAAAGCAACUAUUCUCCAAUAAUUUUUGGGUAGAAGCAAAUUUAAUUCUAAUAAUCUCCGCUUGAUACAAGCUAAACGAAGUACUCUGAUAUUCUUAGCGAAUAGGCAUCUAAUCAAAUUUUUAACUCUUACUAUUUGACAGAUGCUCAAUAUGCUAAUUCUUCACCUUAGAAAGAUGCUGAAAAAUAUAAAGAAGAGAUGUAAUAGCUAAAUAAAGAGAUAUUAAGAUUGAAAAGUGCCAACAACGAACUUACUCUGCAAAAUGAGUAGUUAAAUUAACGUGUGAAACAAAGUGAAGUAUAACAUAAUUUAGAUUAAUAAUCCAUAUUAAAAUACGAAAACGCGAUACUUGUCUUAGACUAAAAAGUUAAUUAGUUAGAAUUAAAUCUAAAAUAAAAGAACGAAGAAAUACUCAAUUUACAAGUAUCUAAGUAAAUAGCUAUAGAAUAAGAGUAAACUAAAUUAAACGCUGCAUUUUAAAUGGAAAAAUUAGCACUAAAUUAAGAAAUUCUAAAUUUAAAAAAUUCAAUUAUGAAGAAAAUUUAAAUGAAUAAUCCAGACCAUGAAAUGCACACAAAUUUAUACAUUGACUAAAGCACUGAAAAGGAUAAAGAAAUUUAGAGGCUCAAAUAAGAGUACGAAGAGCUAAAGAUAGAAAAUAACAUUUUAAAGGACGAGCUCAUCAAAAGAAUAGAAUUUUAAAACGAAAGCAAAGAUAUUUCUAAAAUGCAUGAAAUGUUAUCAUAAAAAAACUAAGAAAUAGAUCAGCUUUAAAAAAGUAUCUUGAUAAUUCACAGUCAAUUAGAGAUUUCUUAGUCUCAAACACAACUAAACAAAUCUCAAGUUAAUGCUGAAAUAAGAGAAUCCUUAUAGGAAUAAUUGACAGAAUAAUAAGAAAUGUUGUUGGACUAAGAAUAAACAAUUGAAUUGUUAAGGUCCUCUUUGGAUAAUUUAAACGAAAAAUGCAAGUAUUAAGAAGAAGAAUUGAGCAAAUGCACCAAAGAAAGGGAUGAGCUUAGAGAAAAAUAUGAUUAAAUGAAAGAAGAUAAUCUAGUAUUGAGAAUAUCUGUAUCUUGUAAAGAAAAGGAAUACUAAGAAUUAGCUUAACAAAUGUAAUAAAGCCAAAAUAAUAAAUAAAAUGUAGUUCAAAGGAAAAUAUUAACAGGUUCUCUUGAUUUAAGAGACUUACUAAAAUGA
Messenger RNA from Tetrahymena thermophila SB210, 1533 nucleotides. RefSeq lists its product as hypothetical. The record is from RefSeq and is a predicted model, not a curated record. The transcript is spliced from 2 exons. Lineage: Eukaryota; Ciliophora; Oligohymenophorea; Hymenostomatida; Tetrahymenidae.